GCCCGCGCCGCUGCCAUGGCGGCAGCUCCGCCGCUCUCCAAGGCCGAGUAUCUGAAGCGUUACUUGUCCCGGGCGGAUGCCGGCGUCGACGGGGGCCCUGAGGCCAGUCGCAAGCGUCGCAAAAAGCGGCCGAAGCCAGGCGGGGCCGGUGGAAAGGGAAUGCGGAUUGUAGAUGAUGAUGUGAGCUGGACUUCGAUCUCUACCACUAAAACAGAAAAGGAGGAAGAGGAAGAUGAUGGAGAUUUGCCUGUGGUGGCUGAGUUUGUGGAUGAGCGACCAGAAGAGGUGAAGCAGAUGGAAGCUUUUCGUUCCAGUGCCAAAUGGAAGCUUUUGGGAGAUCACAAGGAAGACAUAUCUUCACACACAAAUUUCCAUCAUGAUACCCCAGAUUCAUCGCCUCCAAGGAAGGUCCGUCACGACACCCCAGAUCCAUCUCCUCCAAGGAAGGUCCGUCAUGACACCCCAGAUCCGUCUCCUCCAAGGAAGGCCCGUCACGAUACCCCAGAUCCAUCUCCUCCAAGGAAGGUCCGUCACGAUACCCCAGAUCCUUCUCCCCCUAGGAAGGUCCGUUACGACACCCCAGAUCCUUCUCCUAGGAGGGUCCGUCAUGACACCCCCGAUCCUUCUCCUCCUAGAAGGGUCCGUCAUGACACCCCAGAUCAUUCUCCCCUCAGGAAGUCUCAUCGUCAUUCUUCAGGUGUUUCUCCUAGGAAAGCUUGUCAUGACACACCAGAUUCAUCUCCUAGGAGGGCCCGUCACAGUUCCUCAGAUAUCUCUCCCCAACAAAGGACCCAUAACGGCUCCCCUGACAUAGCUGAUCGUAAAAGAACUCUUGACUCCUUGGACACAUCGCAGCUCAGGAGGGUCCGUUGUGACUCCCCUGAUUUGGAUCCUAAUGUCCCUCAGUCACUGCCCAGAACAAAAAGCACUAGAGCGCCUGAAGUUACCUCUAGCAAAACUCCACAUCGGAAAGGAUCAGUAUCUUCCCUAUCACUCCCAAAGAACAACAAAUGUGAAUAUGACUCGGACCUCUCUCCUGCACGAAAAAAGCAAGCAAAAUCCCAUUUUGGAAAUAAGCAGCAUGAUUCUAAAGGGCACUUGGAUUCUGACUCGGAUCUUUCACCUCCGCGGAAUAGGCCUAGACACCAGAGCUCUGACUCUGACCUCUCUCCACCAAGGAGGAAACCGAGGGCCAGUUCUGAUUCUGAUUUGUCUCCACCUCGAAGGAGUCAACCACCUGGGAAGAAGGCUGCACACAUGUAUUCUGGCGCUAAAACUGGCUUGGUGUUAACUGACAUAAAGCAAGAGCAGCAGGAACUCAAGAAACGGGACCAGGAAACCAUAGCAUUUGAAGCUGAAUUCCAAUAUGCCGAAACCGUAUUCCGAGAUAAGUCUGGUCGUAAGAGGAAUUUGAAAAUGGAACGUUUAGAGCAAAGGAAAAAAGCAGAGAAGGACUCGGAGAGGGAUGAGCUGUAUGCCCAGUGGGGAAAAGGGCUGGCCCAGAGCCGACAGCAGCAACAAAAUGUGGAGGAUGCAUUGAAGGAAAUGCAGAAGCCUCUGGCCCGCUACAUUGACGAUGAAGAUCUGGAUCGCAUGCUGAGAGAACAAGAAAGGGAAGGGGAUCCCAUGGCCAACUUUAUCAAGAAGAGUAAGGCCAAGGAGAAUAAGAAUAAGAAAGUGAGACCUCGCUACAGUGGCCCAGCACCUCCCCCCAACAGAUUCAAUAUCUGGCCUGGAUAUCGUUGGGAUGGAGUAGACAGAUCCAAUGGAUUUGAACAGAAGCGCUUUGCCAGGCUUGCCAGCAAGAAGGCGGUAGAGGAACUUGCCUAUAAGUGGAGUGUUGAGGAUAUGUAACUUUUCUGAGACUGUGGGGGUGGUGAUGGGUUGUGGUAGUGGACUUGGGCAGCCAGACAGCCAACAAUAACUGUUGACUAUACUAAUAAUUGGGGUCCACAGAGAUCAGAAACUGCUUGAAUGCCAGUUUUGAGUAUGAAGAAUAUUUGAGACAUGAUGUUUGUACUGAGGCACUGUACUUCUCAGGUGUACAACACUGGUUGUUGCUGGUUUUCAGAGGAAGCAUUGAUUUCUCAGUGUCCCAGGGUUUGUUCUUGGUAAGGCUUUUUCUUUUUUUAAUAAACAUGUAACUAUUUUUUUAAUCAUCUUCUUAAUGGGCUAUUUCAUUUUAGGAAAGAAUAUAAGCUAGUACUGAAGUACAAGGGAUCUUAGAAGAUGAUGAAAUUCUCAAUAAUCUAGAAAGCACUAUGAGUAAAAACUCUCACAGUGAUAUGUUCUCCCUCCUAGAGAUAAGAGUUUGGUGACCUAGUCUUAGGAAUAGAUUUGGGCAUUUAGAGACAUGGUGUAUGAUGAAGGUAGCAUUACAGAUUAGUGGAGAAGAGAUGGAUAAUGAUGCUCAGAAAAUUGGUUUAUUAUAUGGACAGAAAUAAUGUUGGAUCCCUACCACAAACCAUGUAAAACAAAGACAAGUCCCAAAGUGAUUGAAGUCCGACAUGAAAGGUAUAAUGCUAAAGCCAGUAGGAAAAUAACGAGAAUAUCUUUGUGACCUUGGGGUGAGAGUUAGUUUGUUAAAUGAGAUUCCCAACGCACAAUCUGUAAGGUCUGAUACUUCAUAAUUAAAACUAUCUAAUUAACAGAGCAUGCUAUACUUAAAGGUAAAGAUGAGUAAAUAUUUGCAGAGUCUAAAACUGACAAGGGAUUGCCUAUGUAAGGUACUGAAUAGAGAAAGAGUGGAAAUCCAGGGAAAAAACACAAAAUAAAAUUGGCCAGAGAAUGUGAAAAAGGUAAAAUCUAGAAAGAAAACCAGAAUGACUGAUACAUAUAUUACCUCACUAGUAAUUAGAGAAAUGUAAGUUCAAACAUUAAGUUUCUAUUUUAUAUCUAUUGGUUGGCAAAAAUAAGCAAGAAACUGAACUCAUAGGGAAUGAAAGCUCAUAGGGACUUUCAGCUUGUACAUUCAUUCUGGAGACUGAUGGGCAAUACUUAGUUAAAAGUGAUAUCUGGGGUGCAGUAUUGUAUAGUUUUUAAGAGUGUGGCUCUGGCGCUGUACUGCCUACGUUUGAAUCCCAGGUAUGUCUUUUGCUAAGUGAUGACCUUGAUAAGCCACUUAACUUCUCAGUGCCUUAGUUUCUUCAUUUGUAAAAUGGAAAUAGUAGUACCUACCUCAUAGGUUUCUUGUGAGCUUAGAGCAGUGCCUCGCACAUAGUACAUGUCACAGAGGUUGUUAGCUUUUGUUAUCAGUCUUUCUCAUCAUCAAAAUGACCCUCAGUGUUUCCUGGUGUUCAAGCUCCUGUGUAGUCCCUUUCCAUGACGAAUAGGGCUGCUCUGUGUAGCUGAUAGAAUGUACCGGAAAACGUGUGACUUCUGAAGCAAGGUCUUGAAAGUCAUUGAAGCUUACGCCUUGUACUCUCUUGGAUCACUUGCUCUGGAAGAAGCCAGAUGCCAUGUCAUGAGGACACUCAGACAGCCCUCUGG
Molecule: messenger RNA, 3489 nt
Organism: Talpa occidentalis (Iberian mole)
Lineage: Eukaryota; Metazoa; Chordata; Mammalia; Eulipotyphla; Talpidae
Gene: BUD13
Product: BUD13 homolog
Exons: 10
Coding region: 16-1854 (612 amino acids)
Biological process (GO): mRNA splicing, via spliceosome
Cellular component (GO): RES complex; U2-type spliceosomal complex
Molecular function (GO): RNA binding
Source: RefSeq, a predicted model, not a curated record